AUGGCUCCAAUCACCUCUAAGAAAUCUAAGGUUGCUAAGAAGUUCGUCGUUGACGCUUCUGCUCCAGUUGAAAACGAUGUUUUUGACCAAGAAGCUUACGUUAAGUACUUGGUUGAACACAUCAAGAUUGAAGGUAUUGUUGGUAACUUGGGUGACGACAUCACCGUUACUUCUGAAGGUACCAAGGUCAUUGUUACCUCCACCGGUAAGUUCUCUGGUAAGUACUUGAAGUACUUGACCAAGAGAUACUUGAAGAAGAACCAAAUCAGAGACUGGAUCAGAUUCGUCUCUGUCAAGCAAAACCAAUACCAAUUGCAAUUCUACUCCGUUGCUGACAACGAAGAAGAAGAAGACGAAGAAUAA
Molecule: messenger RNA, 363 nt
Organism: Lizanozyma spartinae
Lineage: Eukaryota; Fungi; Ascomycota; Pichiomycetes; Serinales; Debaryomycetaceae
Gene: RPL22A
Product: 60S ribosomal protein eL22
Exons: 2
Coding region: 1-363 (120 amino acids)
Biological process (GO): cytoplasmic translation
Cellular component (GO): ribosome
Molecular function (GO): structural constituent of ribosome; RNA binding
Source: RefSeq, a predicted model, not a curated record